Molecule: messenger RNA, 888 nt
Organism: Papaver somniferum (opium poppy)
Lineage: Eukaryota; Viridiplantae; Streptophyta; Magnoliopsida; Ranunculales; Papaveraceae
Exons: 3
Coding region: 1-888 (295 amino acids)
Molecular function (GO): nucleic acid binding; RNA-DNA hybrid ribonuclease activity
Source: RefSeq, a predicted model, not a curated record
AUGAGUAACUUAAUGUCAAAGCUAAUUUCUUCUCAACAAGUUGCACACAUCAAAGGCAAAUGCAUUCAAGAGAAAAUUCUUCUAGCUUCUGAUAUGGUAAAUGAGAUGAAAAAGAAAAGAAGGGGUGGAAAUGUGGGGCUAAAAUUAGAUAUUUCACAGGCAUAUGAUUCAAACUGGGAAUUCCUUCUGAAGGUACUAAGUAAAUAUGGAUUUUCCAAUUCUUGGUGUGAAUGGCUACAUACUAUUUUUAAGUCAGCAAAGAUCUCAGUCAUGAUCAAUGGAGGUACUCAAGGUUUCUUCUGUACUGAAAGGGGUUUAAGACAAGGAGAUCCCUUGUCACCAAUUCUUUUUGUCUUGAUGGAGGAUGUUGUAAGCAGAAAUUUAACUCAAAUGGUGCAAAAUGGAGAUAUUGAACCCAUGGUUAUUAGAAAAGGUCAAUUGAUCAACACAGCAAAGAGCAAACUUUUUAUUGAAGGCACUACAUCUGUCAGAAAAAUUCAGAUUCAGCAAAUGAUACAGAUGGAUAUCAGUAGCUUCCCAGACAAAUACCUUGGAAUUAUUCUUCAUCCUGGUAGAGUUAAAGCUUCCACAAUAUGGCCAAUGGUGGAGAUGAUGCAAAAGAAGCUAGCAGCUUGGAAGGGAUUAGCAGGAUUUGGGGUUGUAGUCAGAGAUCAUUUGUGUCAGGUAAUCUGCACUCUAACUGGAGGUUUGGGGAUUACCACUAAUUACAUUGCAGAAGUCUUUGCUAUAACUUGUGCUGCUGAAUUAGCUGUUGAAUGGAAACUUGGGAACAUAAUCCUCAUCUCAGAUUCUCAAACAGUCAUAAAUGAAUUUACUUCUGGUAAAAUUCCUUGGUUCAUUAAAAAUGAGAUGGAGAAGACCAGCUAG